AUGGAAGUUCCAACAGCAACGUCGCUACGCGACAUCUACCCCGAGGACGCGCUCCCCGUCGAAACAAAGCGAUGGGAGAGCCUACUCGCCAAGUUCAAGGACCUCUACGGCAAGCAAGCAGACUUCGUCGCUAGGAGUCCUGGACGCGUCAACAUCAUUGGCGAGCACAUUGACUAUUCUCUGUACGAGGUACUGCCCAUGGCUAUCACCGCCGACUUCAUCAUGGCUGUUGCUGUGCGACCGACCGAGGAGAAGCCGCGCAUACGGAUAGCAAACCUCAACUCCGAAAAGUUUCCCACCCGCGAGUUUGACAUUCCCGAGGGAGAGAUUCCUAUCGACGCUUCCGAGCAUGAGUGGACCAACUACUUCAAGUCCGGAUUGAAGGGCGUAUCACAACUACUACAGAAGAAGCGCGGCAAGUUCACAUCUGUGGGUAUGGACAUUGUUUGCGACGGCACAGUACCAAGUGGUGGUGGUCUCUCCAGUUCGGCGUCCGUCGUUUGCACAAGUUCUCUUGCUGUACUAGCUGCGAAUGGCGAGGAGAAGAUCGACAAGACCGAGCUAUGCGAACUUGCGAUUGUUUCUGAGCGCGCAGUCGGUGUCAACUCUGGAGGUAUGGACCAAGCAGCUUCCGUCUUCUCCCUCCGCGGUUCCGCCCUCUACGUAUCUUUCAAGCCCACCCUCAACUACACAAACAUCGAGUUUCCGAAAACGGACCCUGAACUCGUCUUCGUUACCGCCCAGAGUUUUGUCGCCGCAGACAAGCACGUCACAGCCCCUGUAUGCUACAACCUACGCGUAGUAGAAUGCACACUAGCAGCAGUCUUCCUAGCCAAAGCCUUCGGCCUGAAGAAAGAUCUCCCAACAGACUCAUCUCCCCUUGGCGUCAGCCUGCGCGGCUUCCACGACACCUACUUUGAAGACAAAGAAGGCGUCUCAGACAACACCAAGAUCUCUGUCUCAGAGUUCGAAACGCAACUCACAAAGCUUAUUCAACACACCGAGGACUACCUUCCCCAGGAAGACGGCUACUCGCGCCAGCAGAUCUGCGGCCUCCUCGGCAUCUCCGAAGACGAACUUAACCAACGCUACAUGUCCAAGUUCCCCGUCCGCGCCGAGAAAUUCAUGCUUCGCCAGCGUGCCCUACACGUCUUCACCGAAGCCCUCCGCGUGAUCAAGUUCCGAUCACUACUCGCUUCACCGCCGUCAAAUGACCGCGCGUACUUGCAAUCACUAGGCGAUCUUAUGAACACAACACAAGACUCGUGUCGCGAGAUCUACGACUGCAGUUGUCCUGAGCUCGACGAGUUGUGCGACUUGGCGCGUGCAGCGGGAAGUUGUGGUAGCAGACUUACUGGGGCAGGCUGGGGUGGAUGUAGUGUGCAUCUUGUGCCUAAGGACAAGGUUGAGGCGGUUAAGAAGGCGUGGGUGGACAAGUACUAUAAGAAGAAGUUUCCAGAUAUUACUGAGGAGAAGCUCAAGCAGGCGGUUGUUGUUAGUGAACCCGGAAGUGGAUCUAUGCUUUUCAAGGUUACAGGGGAGAAGCUUGCUUAG
Alternaria arborescens is the source of this 1554-nucleotide messenger RNA. Its product is annotated as Galactokinase. The coding region runs from base 1 to 1554 and encodes 517 amino acids. The record is from RefSeq and is a predicted model, not a curated record. Gene Ontology annotation, biological process: galactose metabolic process; carbohydrate phosphorylation. The transcript is spliced from 3 exons. NCBI's taxonomy places the organism in Eukaryota, Fungi, Ascomycota, Dothideomycetes, Pleosporales, Pleosporaceae. Gene Ontology annotation, molecular function: ATP binding; galactokinase activity. Gene Ontology annotation, cellular component: cytoplasm; cytosol.